Aspergillus versicolor CBS 583.65 is the source of this 2829-nucleotide messenger RNA. RefSeq lists its product as uncharacterized. Lineage: Eukaryota; Fungi; Ascomycota; Eurotiomycetes; Eurotiales; Aspergillaceae. Bases 1 to 2829 code for a protein of 942 amino acids. The record is from RefSeq and is a predicted model, not a curated record. The transcript has 6 exons.
AUGAGGUUAAAGGAGUUGCAGCACUUCAAGGAUACUGAGCGUGCGCGGCGGCAGCAAGAGUACAAUGCCAUCAGAACCAAUGUCAAUCCUACGACGUAUGAUGAUCGGCUUGACGCGUACCACAGCCACGUCUGUGAGGGCACUGGGAAAUGGCUGCUGGAAGACAGCAUCUUCAAAAGGUGGCUAGACCAGGCAGAUCAGACAACACGGGUGCUCUGGAUACAGGGCAUUCCAGGGGCCGGAAAAACGUUUCUUGCAGGCGCCGCAGUAGAUGAGGCAAGAGUCCACGGUCACACUGCAUUCGCCUUUCUGAGGCACGACUCCAGUAGCGGCACACGGGCUCUCAUCGUUCUAAACUCACUCAUCUUCCAACUGGCCGGGCAGCAGGAGGAUCUCCAGGCUGCGGUGAUUAACCUGCCCCUGGGCCAUAUCAAGAGUGAUCUCAAAGCGGGGGAAGCCCUACUAAAAGGCCUCUUGGACUGUGCCGGUAGUACCUAUCUUGUCAUCGAUAGUAUUGAUGAAAUAGAUGAAGUCGAACGCGGACAUUUGCUGAUGACGAUGUGUAAUCUGGCACAGCAAUGCCCAGACAUGCGCAUACUCCUAAGUAGCAGAAAGGAGGCUGACAUACAAGGUAUACUGGAUCCUGUAUCAACGACUAUUCGCGUGGAUGAAAGGAACAAAGAAAGUAUCAAGGCAUUUGUUGAUGCUCGGCGGACACAACUAUUCAAUAGCAGCCAAUUCCCCGACACGGACAGGGAUGAAAUCACCAGCGCAUUUUCCCACAUCCCAUCGAAAGCAAAGGGGAUGUUUCUCUACGCCAGUCUUGUCCUAAAGGACAUCGAGCUCAUGGACGAUAUUGGGGAAAUUCGUGAGUACCUGAAAGUAUUACCAGAAGACUUAGAUGGCGUGUAUGCGCGAGUGCUGGCGAGGAUUGAGAAACUCCGUCCACAUAUUCGCGACAAAGCUAGGGCAGUCCUUGGCUGGGUAGGCUGUGCGCCGACGCCCUUGACGAUCGAAGAAAUCCAGCAUGUCCUCUCAAUCCAUCCAGGGGAUCUCGAGCCUAGUAAGCCGGUAUCAGCAAAGCCCAACCUGAAUCACCUCUGCGGGCCGAUUGUUGAGAUUGUAGAUGACCGUGUAGAGUUUGUGCACUUUACCGUGAAAGAAUACCUAUUUAGUGAUAAGAUAAAGGGGAACAUCACCGAGUUCGACGCCACUUCGGACCUUGCUAUGCGCUGCAUGACGUUGCUGUCGCAGGUACACUAUGAUGCUGAUACUCUCGAGGAUGGCGACACUUUUACAAACCUGAUGCUUGAUGGAUAUUAUAAUCUUCAUUGGUUCGCAUGUGGCCAAUGGUUCGCCCUCGUGAAGAAAUAUCUAGAGCAAGUGCAGGAGAAAGGAAUUCAACCGACGAAGACCUUUGAAGACUCUGUCGAGAUUUUGAUAUCUAACCGAGCGAACAGUGCAUUUGAACCAGCAAGCGGUAGUGCCAUCAGCUCAAUAUACCCAGAUGCCUUUAGUGGCGAAUCUCAAGAACUAUCAGAGUUCCUCGGUCAUAUAGCCCAGUUUGCCGACAAAUGUUCCCAGAAUUCGUACCAUAUCAACAGGGACAAAUCCUGGCAUAUACACGAUCCUUUAACAACAUUCAAGACAUCCCUUGCACUCUACGAUAAAAUUGAAGCAUUGAUGUGUCGAUCCAGCGCCCAUCGACCCGGAUGCCUCUGUGAUCUCAUCAUGGAGAAUAUGGGUAAACGUCCAUUUAAAUGCGGAUUUUUGAACUGUUCCUUGCAGCGACAGGGUUUCGACUCGAACAAACAGCGUGAUGCACACGAGAAACAGCAUAGUCGCGCGUGGAAAUGUAGUACGCCUGGAUGCGAGUAUGAGAAGACUGGCUUCCUGUCAGAGCGCAUGAGGGACGAACACCUUAAAAACGCCCACAGACCCGAGACACAACAUACCAAUGCCUUCGACGUCAGUUCUAGAGAUGCUGAUGAGAAUAUAUUGGUAGACCUGAUCCGGGCAGGUGAACUUGAAAUGAUUCAGCAUAUCGUCAGGGAAAAAAAGCCGUUAAUACGCGACAACAUCUGGUCGGCAGUUGGUAGAUUUGGGGAUCCUGCUUUGGCAAGGUUCUUCUUGGAUUGGGGGAACUCUCACAUCUGUGAAAUUCUUGCUGCAGCAAUAUCCGCUGGAAACAUCGAUCUUAUCGAACAUCUACUGGGAGACAUUUCGCGGGCGCCUUCAUUGUUAGGACACUAUGACUGGAGGAAUGCGGACGUAAUGGCUGCCUUCAUUAAGAGUGAUACCGCCCAAAUGCAUGCAUUAUGCCAGCGGCAUGUCCGGGGCUUUGCACAUUGUAAUGUCAAGUUGAGAUACCGGGUAGCAUUGCGCUGCUUUGCGAGAAAGGUCAUUGCCACAACUGGCCGAAUCCAGGAUAAGGAGAGCUUUCUCUUAUCAAUAUGGGGUUUCAUCGUCAAAAAUGAAUGGAUGAAGCCAAAAAGUCUGUCAGCCGCCUUGGGCGCAGUUGCGAGCACUACAUGCUCCAUACAACUUGGCAAGGAACUUCUAAAAUACGGGGCUAACAUUGAAGGGGCCACUCAUGUGGUUUCCCCAUUACAGAUGGCUGCGCGCAAAUCGUCGGCGGAAAACGCUGAAUUUAUGAAAUUCUUGCUCCUCUCCGGCGCCAACCCAUACGCAACUUCGGGCGGGAAACGUCGGACUCAUAAAAAGAUCUCAGAGGAGAAGGGAGCACAAGAAAUAUCUCAGUGGCUUGGGGUAUCAUGGGAUGAGCUGGUCUCCCAGACUCAGCUUAAUAGAAAGGCAUCAGGCUCGUGA